AUGUACCGAAUGUCUCAACUGAUGUCAACACCAGUCGCAAGUUCUUCCUGGUUGAAGAAAGAACACACUAGAGAGCUGUCUCCCGCGUGCAUUUUUCCAAGUUUUGCCUGUGAUUUCUUAGAUGGUGACGGUUCCUUAGAAUGCUGCUCCACUGACCCUAUGACAGGCGCCCAUUAUCCUUGUCGCCGAAGUUCCAGACUCCUCACCAAUGGCUACUACAUUUGGACAGAAGACAGUUUCCUCCAUGACAAAGAUGGCAACAUAACUCUGAACCCAUCCCAGACCAGUGUGAUAUACAAGGAAAACUUGGUCAGAAUAUUCAGAAAGAAAAAGAGAAUCCGCCGUUCUCUUGCUUCUCUCUUCAAUCACAGUGCCUCUGAAUCCCGGCUGCAUGGAGGUAUCCUUGGUGCUGUUGACUCUUCUCCAAGUGAGGACCACGAGCUGGAGGGGCUCAGGAGGCUGGAUAUGCACCACUGCAACGAAAGUGGAGGUGAUUUUGACUCUACUUCUCUCACUGAUGACUGGGAGUCAGAGAAGCUGAAUGCAGAAUCUACAAAAGCCUCCUUUUCCGACCACAUCACAUCUCAACCUCCCAGAGAAGACUCCUGUGACUCCUGUCUUCAGUUCCAGUUAAUGGUGUCUAAACAUUUCCAAGGGAACAUUUGGGAUCAUUCAAAAACCAGUUUGUUACAAGAGGUCUCCUGUCAGGUAAUCCUGCUUGUUGCCUGCUUAAUCAUUUCUUCAUGUGUAAGAUGGUUCAUGGGAGGAGUAUUCGCCAGUGUCUUCACAUGCUCAUUGAUGAUAACCAUAGCGUGUCUGCCAAAAUUUGACAAGCAGUUAGGAAUGCGUCUGAUGAAUGUCUUCAAUCUGAAUAUACGGAAAUUGUCUGACAUACUGUCUACUUGGAAUCAGCUGGUUUAUUGA
Messenger RNA from Cynocephalus volans (Philippine flying lemur), 924 nucleotides. It is a transcript of the gene TMEM71, whose product is annotated as transmembrane protein 71. The record is from RefSeq and is a predicted model, not a curated record. The transcript has 8 exons. Lineage: Eukaryota; Metazoa; Chordata; Mammalia; Dermoptera; Cynocephalidae. The coding region runs from base 1 to 924 and encodes 307 amino acids.